Molecule: messenger RNA, 2405 nt
Organism: Rubroshorea leprosula
Lineage: Eukaryota; Viridiplantae; Streptophyta; Magnoliopsida; Malvales; Dipterocarpaceae
Source: the annotation of a GenBank genome assembly
UAACCCGUGUCAAAAAAAACGUUCUAACACUCCCGUGUCUGAUCGCCACCGCCGAUCUCUUUCCGACAGAGUUCAGUCAAAUUCGGACAUAGAUUCCACCGACUCAGAUCCGAAAGAUCUGAAACUAAAAUGGCAGAAUACUGAAUCAACAAGAAUCUUCAAGCUUUCCUUCAAUGGCGAUGAAUCCACUCAAAGGCAAGUUGUUUUUUUUCUUCUAUUUCCUUUUCGUUUUCGCUUCUCCUCCUGUGUCCACCGUCUUUGUAAUCUCUACUUCCUUAGAAAUCCAACCCGAACCUGAGAUUAAGAGUGCCCCCGAUUUCAAUCACCAAGAAGCUUUAUUGCAUAAACUGGAAGAUUUAGUGAGAAAUCUUAGUGAAAUAGUGGCAAACUUAGAAUCUAAAUUAUCGGAGUCUCCUAAGGCGGCUGUUCCUGUCGAUGAGAAGCAUAGUGUGAAAAGUUCGAGAUUUUCUCCUCUUGAGGAAGAUAAGAUUAGACGUGCAGUGGGGAGAGAUGGAGAGAAAGGAGGAGCUGUUUCGGUGUUGAAAUACAAUGCGUUCUGGUCGGAGAGGUUCCAGUUUGUUUCGGCGGUGAAAUUGGAUUCUGAUGCAACGUCGAUUAAUGUUUUGCCACUUCGCGAUUACGAAGGGGUUAGUAAGUAUUUCGCCGUUGGAGAUGACAGAGGUAGGGUUUAUGUGUUCUUGAGAAAUGGGGACGUUGUGGUGGAGUUUUUUACGCAGUGUCAGUUCCCAAUCACGGCAAUGGUUUCCUACUUGUCACUGUACCGGAACGAGAGUGUUUUGGUCACCGGACAUCAGAAUGGUGUGGUUUUGGUGCAUAGAAUUUAUGAGGGAUUGAAUGGGGAAGAUUCGAGCUCCCCUGUUAUGGAAACUAUCGGGAAAUUUUCGCCGUCUUCCGAAAGUGGGGAAGAUGGGAUGCCGGUAACUAUAUUGGAAGUGCAUCAUCUGGGGAGGGAGAGGCACAUUUUGUCUACAGAUCUUGCUGGGAAAAUCAGGGUUUUUACGGAAAAUGGUAAACUUUAUGGUUCUGCAAUGCCGACAAGUAGGCCACUGGUGUUCUUGAAGCAAAGGUUGUUGUUCUUGACAGAGACUGGUGCUGGAUCAUUGGACUUAAGGACUAUGAAGAUCAGGGAAUCAGAAUGUGAAGGAUUGAAUCGUUCUCUUGCUCAGAUUUAUGUUUUUGAUGCCACAGAGCGGUCUAAAGCCUAUGGUUUUACCUCAGAGGGUGAUCUGAUUCAUGUGUUGCUAUUGGGGGAUGUUAUGAACUUUAAAUGCAGGGUUAGGUCCAAGAAGAGGGUUGACUCAGACAAGGUGGUUGCUCUUCAGGCUAUUAAGGGAUAUCUGUUCCUUGUUGAUCAGGAGAAGGUUUUCGUCUACAACGUUUCUACUCAGCAUUAUGUUAGGAAUGCUGGACCUCGGUUUGUUUUCUCUGCUGGUGUAGAUGAGAUCAGAUCUUUGUUUUUGGUCAUGGACAUGAAUGAGAAAAUAGGAAAGGCAAAACCCUUAAUUACAAGUGACCGAGAAAAACUUGUCCUGCUUGGCCUUGGAGAUGGGUAUGUGGGUAUGUAUCGAUCCAACCUUCCAGUGAUUACGAAAGGGGAAUCCAACACAAUUCUUUGGACCAGCCCUGUGUUGUUUUUCCUGCUUUUCUUGUUCAUCGCAUGGCAAUUCUUUGCAAAGAAGAAGGAAACACUUACUUCCUGGGGAUUGGACGACCCUUUCGGCUCAACAUCAGCUACAGCUGGAGCUCAACUAGGAUCAAGCUCCGGAGACAGGUCUUUUGUAGACUCUUCUUCAAGGGGUGCUGGUGCUGACAUUAUGGACUUGAAAAGCAGUGGUCUCAGAUCUACAUCAAGGAGGUAUGGAUCCCCCCCUCGCUAUCCUGGUGGAGCAACUAGUUCCUUCAGAUCGAGCUCUUCUGAUCCCGGGUCUAGGCCUGCCUCUGUUGAUCCCAAUUAUCGACCAGGUUCAGAGCUAAAAUACCGGGGUCCGGCCCUUGAUUCAACAGCGUUUACCAAGAGGAGAGAGGCUCUAUUUGCAAACAAUCAAGGUGUGGAUGAUAGCAGUUGAUCGGUACAAUCAGGUGGUAAAACACUUCCACCGUGGCAAGGGAGUUCAGAUGAUGUUGUGAAAUCAUAUGAAUUCCAGAAUGUUGUACUUUUAAUUAGCCUGAGCAAAGAAAUAAGUGAACAGGUUUAAGCAUUAUUUUUCUUUAAAUAGAAAUAGAUCUUUUUACGUUCAUCUAUGUAACUGGGGAAAGCCUUCUAUCAGCAUCCUUCUAUAGAUUCAUUGCCUGUGUCUAAAUCUAACAUUUUCAUUUUUGGGACAACGUUUGGGAUUUAUUCAUGCUAAUACUGGAAUUUUAAUUAAUACAAAAAAAUUUCCUAU